AUGGCUGGACAGGGUGACCUUGCCUGUAUCGACCUGGCCUGCCCCUGCAACUGCCUCCCCGAGAAGAUCAAUAAGGAGUGGGGCCUUGAGGGGCAUGACCGGCAGCAGGGGCUGGCAGCCACCCCACCCCCAGGAGAUGCAGGCCCCCUCAGGGGGAGCCAGCUGCUGGCCUGGGUGCUGUGGCUGCAGGCGUGGCGGGUGGCAGCACCGUGCCCAGGUGCCUGUGUGUGUUACAACGAGCCCAAGGUGACGACGAGCUGCCCGCAGCAGGGCCUCCAGGCUGUGCCCACUGAUAUCCCGGCCGCCAGCCAGCGCGUCUUCUUGCACGGCAACCGCAUCGUGCACGUGCCCGCCGCUGGCUUCCGUGCCUGCCGUAACCUCACCAUCUUGUGGCUGCAUUCGAAUGCACUGACCCGCAUUGAUGCUGCUGCCUUCACCGGCCUAACCCUUCUCGAGCAGCUGGACCUCAGCGACAAUGCACAGCUGCGUGCCGUGGACCCCACCACGUUCCAUGGCCUGAGCCGCCUGCACACGCUGCACCUGGACCGCUGCGGCCUGCAGGAGCUGGGCCCCGGCCUGUUCCGUGGCCUGGCUGCCCUGCAGUACCUCUACCUACAGGACAACAGUCUGCAGGCGCUGCCAGAUGACGCCUUCCGCGACCUGGGCAACCUCACACACCUCUUCCUGCACGGCAACCGCAUCCCCAGCGUGCCUGAGCGCGCCUUCCGUGGCCUGCACAGCCUCGACCGCCUCCUUCUACAUCAGAACCGUGUGGCCCAUGUGCACCCGCAUGCCUUCCGUGACCUCGGCCGCCUCAUGACGCUCUACCUGUUUGCCAACAACCUCUCUGCGCUGCCCGCAGAGGCCCUGGCACCCCUGCGUUCCCUGCAGUAUCUGCGGCUCAAUGAUAACCCCUGGGUGUGUGACUGCCGGGCACGCCCGCUCUGGGCCUGGCUGCAGCAGUUCCGAGGCUCCUCGUCUGAGCUGCCCUGCAGCCUGCCCCCACACCUGGCCGGCCGUGACCUCAAGCGCUUGGCUGCCACCGACCUGGAGGGCUGUGCUAUUGCUGCCAGGCCCUCCCGUCCCAUCCGGACCGGCGGGCCUACUGAUGACGAGCGUCUGGGUCUGCCCAAAUGCUGCCAGCCUGAUGCCGUGGACAAGGCCUCAGUGUUGGAGGCUGGCAGUCCAGGCUCAGCCGGCAACGCGCUCAAGGGACGUGUGCCAUCCGGCGACAGCCCACCAGGCAAUGGCUCUGGCCCACGGCACAUCAACGACUCCCCCUUCGGGACCCUGCCUGGCUCAGCUGAGCCCCCGCUGACCGGGAUGAGGCCCGAGGGCUCCGAGCCACCGGGGCCCCCCACCACAGGCCCUCGCCGGAGGCCAGGCUGUUCCCGCAAGAACCGCACCCGCAGCAGCCACUGCCGUCUGGGCCAGGCGAGCAGUGGGGGCGGUGGGACUGGUGAUGCAGAGGGCUCAGGCGCCCUGCCCAGCCUCACCUGCGGCCUGGCCCCACUAGGCCUCGCGCUGGUGCUGUGGACGGUGCUUGGGCCCUGCUGA
Messenger RNA from Puma concolor (puma), 1557 nucleotides. The record is from RefSeq and is a predicted model, not a curated record. Lineage: Eukaryota; Metazoa; Chordata; Mammalia; Carnivora; Felidae.